AUGAGUUCCGAGAGCUGAGACUGUUACGGUUCGAUUUCGACAUACAUAACCUGCUACAUACCGAUCUUCUCUUGGAUUAGUUACACUAGGAUGCCCAGUCCUAUGUCUCCAGUCAACGCUGUUAGUUUUCUAGUACAAACGCACUAUUCGGAUAACUGAAGCGCGGAAAUCCCUAGUCUAUUUGCAAUUCAAUGAUUCGGCAGACCCUCAUUAUGUAAAGCCACUAUUCUUGCUCUAUUGAACACUGAAAUUAUAUUGCCAAGUAUAGUUGCAAAGAAAAACUCAACAAUCACUUAAACACACAAAAUCGACAUGAACCACUUUUUAAACAUUGGUACCUAAAAUUGUGGGAAAUUGUUUUUGUAAACAUUUUUAGAUGCGUAUCAACGGCGAAAUAAAUAAAGAUUAAAUGUACAAAGAAGCAGCCAUGAUAAAUAUUUCGUUUUAAUAUUUACGAGAGGGUCCAAGAAUUUUGGCGAUGUGCGUAGAAAAGGUAAUUGGUUUUUUAAUUUAAACAAUUUGAAGUACCUACUCUAUACAAUGUAAGAUUAGAUAAUUCGCUUUGGCCAUUAAAAUUUUGAUAAUACAAACCAGUUUCAAUAGAUAUGUCUCCAAUAAUCCUUGUAACACUAGUGUUAUUUCAAGUGUAUCAGUUAGAAGCAGCCCGAAUAUUGGGGGUAAUUCCAUCACCUUCUAGAAGUCACCAUAUUCCUUUUCAACCGUUAUGGAGAGAACUUGCUCUAAGGGGUCACGAAGUCACAGUUAUAACUACAGAACCUCUAAACAAUUCUUCUUUAGAUAAUUUAAAGGAAUUGGAUAUAAGUUACUUUUACGAAAUAUAUAAGAAACAUAAAGUUAUCGAAGCUAUGAUUAGCGAAAAUAAUAGUAACUAUGAUACCGCUGCCGCAUUAAAAAAAGCUUUCUUAGAAUGCCAUGAGUAUUUGUUCUCUUUACCAGGAAUACAAGAUCUAAUCCAUAAUGAGGAUGUCAAAUUCGAUUUGUUGAUCGCUGAAGCACAAAUACCUACAAUGUUUGCGUUUGCCUGGAGAUUUAAGUGCCCCAGCAUUGCGAUAUCAUCCCUGGAACCAGCUCUACAGUUCCACGACUCUCUUGGAAAUCUAGUCCAUCCCUUGAUUAACCCGGAUCCCAAUUUAAACAUAGAAGAUGAUUUAAAUAUGAGUUUUAUGGACAGGGCUGAAAGUUUCUUUUAUAUUUUACUUUAUAAACAUUCAGUUUACAACAAAGCUUAUCCUUUUUAUGAUGUUCUUAUUAAGAAAUAUUUCGGUGAAGAAUUACCUACUUUAAAAAGUAUUCAAGAUGAUAUAAGUAUAAUGUUAGUUGGCUCAAAUCCAUUGUUUUAUAAUAUGAGACCAUCAAAUUUGAACACUAUUUCGGUUGGAGGCGGCAUGCACGUUCAAGCUUACAAAAAACUACCUGCUGAUUUACAAACAUUUUUGGACGAAGGUGAAAAGGGCGUAAUCUACUUCAGCUUGGGCAGCAAUAUUAAUUUAAAUUUACUAACUGACAAUUUCAAGAAAGCAAUCGUAGAGGCAUUUGCAGAAGUUCCAUACAAGGUUUUGCUGAAAAUGGACGGCCAAUUAAAUAAUGUAUCGAAAAAUGUCUUAGUGAGAAAAUGGAUGCCACAGCAAGAUAUUUUCAGGCACAAAAAUAUUAAGUUAUUCAUUACUCAAGGUGGUUUGCAAUCUCUACAAGAAGCCGUCUUAAAUGAAAUACCCCUGAUUGGAAUUCCCUUUUUUGGAGAUCAAUUUUCAAACGUAAACAAAAUGGUCAAAAAAGGAUAUGGAUUAAAAAUUGAUCGAACGACGAUUACCAAAAAUGCACUUGUUACGGCAAUCAAGGAAGUCAUUCAGGAUCCCAAAUAUACGGAAACCGCCCAAAUGAUGGGGAAAAUAUUUAGGGAUGAAGAAAUUCCUAGUCUGCAGCGAGCCGUUUACUGGACAGAGUACGUCAUCAGACACAAAGGAGCGAAACACCUUCGCAGUCCUACAGUUGAUAUGCCAGCUUGGAAAUAUUAUAUGUUGGAUGUUGUUGGGUUCUUAGCCUUUAUUUCCUUACUAAUAAUCGUAAUAAUAUAUUUAUUGAUAAAAGUGUUCAUUAGGCUAGUAAUUUAUAUUUUUGCACGGUUGUUUGGUAAGAGGAAACCUAAAAUAAAGAAAAAUUAAGAUUAGUUUUAUUAGGUUUAAUCAUGGAAUUAGAAGGUAGGAAGACGCUAUAGGAAUCUUUUUUAAACAUUCAAAAUGGUAUCACUGGGCGUGGAUGUUGUCAACCCAAAAUGACCGAUCUGCCAGAUACGGACUAUUUUGAAUACAACCCAAACCUACAUUUUCAUUUUUUUAGAAAAUUAAAUAAUAUUUAUUAAUUGUUAUAAAACGGAUGAUUAAGGUUAUAAUAACUAAUUUUUAGUAAUUUCACUUAUUGAUAAAAUAAGUUUCAAGGAAUAAAAAAUGUGCAAG
Psylliodes chrysocephalus is the source of this 2474-nucleotide messenger RNA. Lineage: Eukaryota; Metazoa; Arthropoda; Insecta; Coleoptera; Chrysomelidae. The record is from the annotation of a GenBank genome assembly.